This is a messenger RNA of Zophobas morio, 945 nucleotides long. Its product is annotated as collagenase-like. Bases 99 to 896 code for a protein of 265 amino acids. Gene Ontology annotation, molecular function: serine-type endopeptidase activity. Gene Ontology annotation, biological process: proteolysis. NCBI's taxonomy places the organism in Eukaryota, Metazoa, Arthropoda, Insecta, Coleoptera, Tenebrionidae. The record is from RefSeq and is a predicted model, not a curated record. The transcript has 7 exons.
UUAAAAAAAAUUUUUACUCUAAAAUUAGUAAAUACCUAAAAUAUUACUAUCUUGAGCACUUUAUUAUUGUACAUAGUAUAAAGUAUCAAUAUAGAACGAUGUCAUCAGGAACUUUGUAUAUGCUACUUACCCUUAUAUUUUUUGAAACUACUGCAACCAAAUCAUUACCUUAUAAAUCCAUACAACCUCAAAUUUUAAACGGUAACCAAGCAUACUUGGGUCAGUUUCCUUGGCAAGUGGCUUUAUCUUUCUAUGGUUUGACUUCACAAUGGGAGUGCAGUGGUGUACUUAUUAAAGAAGAUUGGGUCCUCACUGCGGGACAUUGCGGAGCUUUUGAGUUCGUCAGCGUUGAUGCAUUCGUAGGAUCUGUCAAUGAUAGCAGGGGCGACUUACGGUCAUUUGCGUACGAUAUGGGACACCCCAGUGGUUACUCAUCCCAUCCUCUGGUAGACGAUAUUGGACUCCUUCAUUUGGAAGAACCUCUUGAAAUUAACGAUAACGUAAAACCCAUAGAUCUGAGCUGGGAACCGUUAGGUCCUAAUCUCAAUAUUACAGUGAGUGGGUGGGGGGCCACUAAUGAAUAUGGUGGUGCCGGUCCAUCUUCCUCUUUGUUUUACAUUACUUUGUCUACUAUUGAUAAUACUGAGUGUAAGAAAACAUAUGGAGAGGAUACAAUCCGUGAUGAGAUGGUUUGUGCUGUUUCGACAGGAAAUGUUCUUCAAGCCACUUGCUUUGGAGAUAAUGGUGGUCCCGCUAUAGUUUACACUGAUGGUAAACCUGUGCUUGUUGGUAUUGCCAGUUUUGUAAGCGACAGAGGGUGUGAAAGUGGCGAUCCUUCAGGGUUUACGAGAAUUGGAAAUUUUGAAGAGUGGAUCCGGGACACUACUGGUCUUUAGCUUGGAGCUAAAUAUAUAUUUAUUAAUAAAUGCAAUUUUAAAAUAGCAA